Molecule: messenger RNA, 744 nt
Organism: Meloidogyne enterolobii
Lineage: Eukaryota; Metazoa; Nematoda; Chromadorea; Rhabditida; Meloidogynidae
Source: the annotation of a GenBank genome assembly
AUGGGAAAUGCAAAAAGACCAUGUACAUCGAUUAGUACGGACAGUGAAAUUGAUAAAACACCGCUUUUAUCAACUGAACAACUUGAACAAAUUUCUCGUAAUGUUGUUCAACUUCUGACACCAUUAAUUGAAACUACAAUUAAAACCUUAUUUGAACAAUUACAUCAAAAAUUCAGCAACAAUCUUCCAUCCCAAAACCCACAACCAACAUCUCAGUGGGGUUGCCCCCCGAAUCUAAUGCCACCAAAAAUUCGUCAGGCAGCAGAAACAAUCCAACAACUUCGACAGCCCAAAUUCGAUGAAAAACUUAAGGAGUUAUAUGAAAAGAAGAGCUAUUAUGCAGUUAUCGAAAGAUUCCCUGAAAUAGAUAAUGAAGAAGAAGAUAUUAAGGUUAUAGAGAAGAAUGUUAAUGCUGUUGUGAACAACAAAAACUUCCAAGAUAAUAAAACAUUCGAAGUAAAAAGACAUGGAGCCAAAAAACAAAACAACUAUCACCGCAUCAUCAAAGUUAAAUUCUCAUCACCUUCUGCUGCACACUCUUUUAUUAAUCAAUACAGAAAUAUCCAUCAACCUAAAUUGGGUGGGCAUAGUCCCUUCGCAAGAAGGGACUUAACCCCACCUGAACUACAGCUGCAAAACUAUUUGAAACAGCAAGUGAGGGAAAUUAAUGAGAAACAUGGAAAUGGAACUGCUUGUUACCGUAAUCUUAAAAUUCAUUUUAAAAAAACAGUGACCAUGGGUUAG